UGCAAUUCGUUUGUUUUUUGUUGCACACCUUACACCAACCUCCGUGGAGCUGCACCUGCAGAUUACCCCGCAUAGCCUGCCAAUCAAGAACGGCAGAGGAACGCACCUCGCCACGGCCUCCCAGGCAGCGAUAUUAUUGACCUCAUUCAUACUGUCAGUCGUCGAGAGACACCUACCAGCAGAUUCACGAUGCAAUUCUGGCCCCUUCAGCUACCAUUUUUCUCCUCGAAUAGUUCGCGCCCUGCUUUCCAUCUGCGCAUCUUAACUUUCAACAUUCGCUAUGCAACAGGCAGUCCGUUUACGAACGAGAAGCCGUGGGCCGAGCGAUUUCCGCGAGUCUUGAAUCAAAUUCAGCAUGAGACACGAUUUCUGGAUGGCACCUCCAUACCUGCUGACUCAUCACCGCAGCACUCUGCAGCAUCUAUAAUUUGCCUUCAAGAAGUGCUGCACAACCAGCUUGUCGAUCUCCUCAACUCGCUCAACGAACUUCCCUCUUCAAACGACAAGCUCGCAGACGGACCAAUCUGGGCUCACGUAGGCGUGGGUCGCGAUGAUGGCCACCAAAAAGGCGAAUACAGCCCAAUACUCUAUCCUGUGGCUGUCUUUAAUCUCUUACACACCGAAACUAUCUGGCUGAGUCCGACACCCGAGAAACCCAGUCUGGGCUGGGACGCAGGUAGUAUCCGCCUUCUGACUAUUGCCGUGCUCGAGCACAAAGUCUCAGGACGUCGUAUCUUAGCUUCGACGACACAUUUGGAUAAUGAGGGUAGUAAAAGCCGCGAGAACAGUGUGACCAUCAUACUGGAGUCCUUGAAGCGGGUGGGGAGGGACUGGUCCACCGAAGAUGAAUUGCCGGUUGUCUUGGCUGGCGACUUUAACUCGUUUCCAACUCAGGAGGCGUAUCUUGGCAUGGCAGCAAGCGACUACAUGUAUGACUUGCGCGACUCUGUGCCCGCGAGCCGCAGAUACGGAGAAGAGAUUACGUUUACAGGGUUCCAGAAGGAGAAGUGGUCUGACGAGCAGGGGAGGAUUGACUUCAUUUGGUUGGGGCCAGGAGAUGCGGUUUGCAAACAUAACCACGGCGUGAAGGAGGAGGUUGAGGGGAACUGCCAGUGGAUUGUUGAUGGGUACACGGUUUUGUCGAACGUGUUUGAUGAUGGGGUGUAUUUGAGCGAUCAUAGGUGCGUUGUUGGAGAUGUGAGGUUAUUGAACUAGGACGUCUCUCUAAGGGGUGCAAUACUGUGACAUGUCUAGAGACCCGUAUCCUGUCCAGCCUCUUCAAGUCCACUGCUAAAUUUGAUCAUCUCGAG
Paraphaeosphaeria sporulosa is the source of this 1310-nucleotide messenger RNA. RefSeq lists its product as uncharacterized. NCBI's taxonomy places the organism in Eukaryota, Fungi, Ascomycota, Dothideomycetes, Pleosporales, Didymosphaeriaceae. The record is from RefSeq and is a predicted model, not a curated record. The transcript has a single exon. Gene Ontology annotation, molecular function: 3'-5'-RNA exonuclease activity. The annotation marks the transcript as partial.